AUGUCUACGUCUCCUGAUCAAGUCGAAAGCUAUCCUCGCCCAGGAAAGACUGCCAUCGUCACCGGCGGCUCUUCUGGACUUGGACGAACGAGCGCGAUAGCCCUUGCUCGCGCAGGCUGGAAUGUCACCGUCACGGGACGACGUGAGAACGAGCUUCAAGAGUCCGUUACCCUUCUCAACAAGGCUGCGGGACGCGAUGAUGCUGGAUUUUUCGUCGCUGGUGAUAUCACAAAAGAAGAUGUCGUUCUUCGAGUCUUCAAGGAGACCGCCGAAAAGUUCGGCCGCAUUGAUCUUGUCUUCUGUAACGCCGGCAUCUCACCUCCCAACGUUCCUUUGGCCGAACAGAAGCUGUCCGACUGGCAAGCAACUGUCGACGUCAACCUAACCGCACCCUACCUCUGUGCUCGUGAGGCCUUCCGAUACAUGGAGAAGCAGCAGCCGCAAGGAGGUCGAAUCAUCAUCAAUGGCAGCAUCAGCGCAUACGCUCCACGACCUUUCUCCUCGCCUUACACUGCCACAAAGACUGCCAUGACUGGUCUUACCAAGUCCUUGUCGUUGGACGGUAGGAAGUUCAACAUCGCUGUCACCCAGAUCGACGUUGGCAAUGCAGCAUCCGAGAUGACGACCAAGAUGAAGUCUGGCCCUGGUGUCCCUCAGGCCGACGGCACCUUGCGUCACGAACCAACCAUGGACCGUGAAUGGGUAGGAAAGGAGAUCGUCCACGUCGCAGAAAUGCCUCUGAGCGUCAAUGUGGCUAGCGUCGUUAUCCAGGCAACAAACAUGCCAAGCCAUGUUGGCCGUGGUUGA
Mycosarcoma maydis (corn smut) is the source of this 807-nucleotide messenger RNA. RefSeq lists its product as uncharacterized. The transcript is spliced from 5 exons. Bases 1 to 807 code for a protein of 268 amino acids. The record is from RefSeq and is a predicted model, not a curated record. NCBI's taxonomy places the organism in Eukaryota, Fungi, Basidiomycota, Ustilaginomycetes, Ustilaginales. Gene Ontology annotation, molecular function: oxidoreductase activity.